ACCCACCCCCCCCAGAUAAGUCCAAUAGCAAUGAUGCUUUUAGUGGGCUGAGAGCCCAGCCAUGUCUUUGCAGUUCACCAUGACCCUGUGCAGCCCCAGCUCUGCUGCUGGGGAGCGGGUCAGAGCCGAAUGGGUGGGCAGGCUGCCGGGAGCGGGGGCCAGCAGCACACAGAUCCCCCUGUUAGGCAUGACCAUCUGUCACGGCUCUCCCCACACCCCUACUGUCCCCAGGAGGUCUCUAGCCCUGAACAUUAACACGAGACAGAUGAGCUCUUUUGCCAGGCUGUCGCUGGAGCGAUGCUCGUGUGAGGCUCGGUGGCUGUUUGGGAGUGAUGGCAACUUCGGGACCUGACCCUCCAAGUUACCUUUCAUCUGUCGUGGCAAGGAUGCCUCAUUUCACUUUUGCUCGCAGCCAGCCUGGGUGUUGGCUCGCUGCAGGAUCGGUCCGUGAGCCUUGGAGCGGGACUGCCUGUAUCCGGAGCCUUCCUUCCUCUGCGAUAACGUCAGCGCUGGAGUGCAGGCGGCUAUUUUGGUCCCAGGAAUGCCAGCGGAUGAUUUCACUUUUGUUUUGUACCCGAUAACCUUUCCCAUCACAAUGAGAAACGACGUCCGUUCUCCCUGCGCUUCCGUGUGCGAGGGGAAAGCCAUUCAAGCACCUCUGCAGGGGAAAAGAAAAAGCCCAUUUAAAAAUAGCUGCCCGAUUGUCUGUGGAGCCUGGGCAAAGGAAGGGCAAAAGCCUCUCCGUGCCGUGCUGCGUGCUGUGCGCUGGGAUCGGCUCCACCAGCCGAGCCGGGGCAGGAGGAUGGCGGCCGUGGGAAUGCUUGCUGUGCUGGCCUUUCCCAUUGGCCUCAUGGGGACGGGAGGCUUUGGGAGAGACUUUCAUCUCCAUGCAGAGUCAUCCCGAUGUGGGGCUCCAGGAGAGCUACAGCAACCCGCUUUGCCCCCCACCUGCCCACCUCUGCUCCUCCUGCCCUUCUCCGAGUCCUUUCCCUGCCAAGUUUCAUGGCUGGGAGCUCAGUCAGGAGCUCGGUGAGACAAACCCACCCCGGGCCCCAGGCAAGAUAAGUCUGGUCAACCCAAAUUGCUAAAGCUCAGCUCCAAUUUUUAUUUCCUGUGGAGAAGGAGCUGGCUAAAGUCACUUGUUUUUAUUUUUUUUUCAAGCUUUCAGCCUGUGACUUCCCACGAACUGCUGACCCAUCAUGUGACAGCGGUCACGGCGGGGCCACCGCAGCCAGAUGCAGCAUCACCGGCUCGCCCAGCCACACCAGGGCACGGGCCUGGUACCCAGGUGGGAAUGGCCAGGGCACGGGCAGCCCCCGGGCACCAGCCCUCUGGGAAUGGGCAAAGCCCAAUGUGCUCUCAGAGGGAAGGCAGCGAGCUUCUUCCCGCUGGACACCAUCCCCUACGGAGAGACGCUUCCCCGUGCCCCCCCAGCCUUCAGAGUACUGUAUAGGCCAUUCUGCAGGCUGUUGGCCGGCAGGGUGGCUACCUGGGCUCCUGUUUGAUCGGUCCCUUUGCUCAGCUGGGGGGGGGGUUGCUCAGUGCCCUCCCCCCCCAUGGCUUACAGGGGGGCUCCCAACCUGCCCUGGCCCUUCCUGAGCUGGAGCCUGUUUACAAAACAGUGGCUGGGGGCUGCUGUUUACCCUUAUGCACGCACUGCACUCAGAGUUGCUAAACAGGCAAAGCCAAAAUGAAAGUCAUCUGAGUUUUCUUUAAUUAGGCUAAGAUUAUGAUGAAUCAUGAGGUACUUUACCUCAAGGAUGGACCAAGAAUUGACUUUGGCAGGAGACAUCAAGGUACAGCAGUCAGCAGAGCUUGCUCGCUGAGUUGACAUCUGCUGGAAAGGCUUGUUUUUCCCUCCCGAGUCACAUGCUAACUUGUGAUCUGAUCAUGCGAUGCAAAGGAUAACCUUCCAAUAUUUACUUUCCUCAUCUGGAAUUUUAAAAGGCAGAGGAAAAGAGGAAAAAGCAGUGUAAGGGAGAACAGAGCAGCUCCCUUCCCUCCCUUGGCUGGCCUUGCUCCGGGCGCUGUGCUGGCUGCCGGGGCAGGGCAGGGGGCUGCCUGCAGCACGGGUGCCCAGCGCAGCGGUGAUGGGGAGCGUUGGAGCAGGGAUGGCAUCGGCAUCAGCAGAGCAAUGGAGGCUGGUGUCUUCAGCCGCACGGGUGUCCCCUGUCCGGACACCUGUGUGCUGGCAGGGGUGGGGAGGGGCCACUUGGCCCGGGGUGACCCACACCAGCGUGGGCAGGGGGAGCUUGUCCUCCCCCUCCCCCGGUGGCUGCUUAGCACUGGCCCUCUGCCAUCCUUCAGCAUUAAACUUGCAUGUUUGAUUAUAAAUGUCAAAGUAACAUUUUUUAAUAACAAUAUCCCAGUGUAAUCCGGUAGGCAGGUGGAGUUACUUGAUACAUGCUCCAGUCCAAAAGUUUAUAGUAAGCACAGCUGCAAGAUUAAACCAGAAUUGCCCUUGAAUAAAAUCCCCCCUAUAAUCUUGGGGGAAUUCUGCUAGUGCGGCUUGGGCAUGUUUACUUCUGUGAGAUGAUGCCUAUCAAGCACCAAAAAAGCCCCAGCAACCCACCACGGUGCUGACACGGAGGCUGGUGGGAAAUGGGCGUUCAGGCUGCCAAAGUGUUGGUGUGCGAGGAUUUCUCACUGAAGAGAGACCGAGGCAAAGCAAUCGGGCAGGGCUGUUUAUUUUCUGAGCUGGAGAGGUGUGUACCACCGGCUACCGAAUUUGAAUAAGGAGGUUGCUGCCUGCGGUUUGCAUACGUGCAGCAAACCUGCCUUGUGCAUGCAGCGGGAUUGCUCUGGCAGUGGCAGGCUGAGAUCAGCAGUGUGUGCAUGUGUCCGUCUGUUUGUCCAGUGCCAGGAGCAACUCCACAGAGCUGGAAAGAUGCAGCAGGUCAUGGCCAUACUUUCCAAAACCCCAUCGCCAUGGGAUGCCCCUGGCUGCACGUCUGCCGGGCACUCACAUUUGUGGGAAGAGCCGAGGCUGGGCAUCCCUCCGCAGCCACAUGCAGGAUGACUGGCCUGGCAACAUCUCUUAGUGACUCGGUACUUCACCUCCAGCACUGAUGAGCGAGUGGGCGCGGUGCCGGCGUCCUGCUGUGCUGUGCUGUGCAUCCUGCUGUGCAUCCUGCUGUGCUGUGCUGUGCUGUGCUGUCACACACUGAUGGCUCCCCCGGGGGGUCCCAGCACGCCCAGGCUCAGGGCAAGGACCGAGGGGCACAGGAGGGCAAGGACUGUGUCUGCAGCUACAGCUGAGCGAGUGAGAAGAGAGGCUGAAGCAGAAAGGCACUUGUGGUUUCCUUUGAAACUAAAAGGCCCCGUAAUACUUGAGGAGGCUGAUGGCAUGGAGCUGCUGCUGAGGGCUGCGCUCCCUCCCGGGGGCUGUCGGUAUAGCCUCAAAGAAGAGGAGGUGAAGGAGGCCCAUGAAUACAGCCCCGUCUGGAACGCCGGCUCCUGCUGUGGGUACAGGUCCAGCGCCAGGUGCCCCCAUGGCUGGCAAAGGGCCAAGCCCUUGGAGCCCUGCUGGUGCUGAUGCUCCUGGCCGGCAGUACAGGGUCUGCUCCAGACAGCGUGGAGCACCCGUCUCAUCAGUCAGGAGAAACCACCAAAGCAGCCAGUCACUGUUUUGUGCGGGAAAACAAGCUGAGGUUGUUGCUGUUUUCAUUUUUCACCUGUUUAUAUUGCUGCUACCCAGCCAACUUGGAUCAGCAGUUUUGGACAUUAAAACCAGAAUUUAGCCACUGGCUUUGUGCUUCCUACCUGGAUGCAAGUACUGCAAAGCCCUGGAGGAAAGUGACUGCUGCCUCUGGAAGAGAAACCAGGACCAACGCAGCCACCAUCCCCGUGGGGCUCUGCGGCACAUCGCCCGAGCGCGGUACUGAACACACCGCGGGUCCUGCCUGCCUUCACACUGCCGGGGAGGGAAGCGUCCUUGGGGAAAACACGGGUUUGUGCGGGGUCCAGGCGCCGGGAACGGCUGUCCGUGCGAGGGCCCGGGGUGACACAUCGCCACUGAGCUCCCGAAAGAGCCCUGGCAGCGCAAGAGCCUCCUGCCGCCUGGGUCGCCUGCUCACAGACAGCGAGUGCGCUGCGCAAGCUUGCAGGGGAUUCCAGGUCCACCCUCACAGCAGCGGCUUGUGUUGCUCUACCUUCUUCCCUCCCUCGCGAAGGAAAACACCACACGUGCCCGGUGCCCUGUCCGUGCCCGCCUGGAGCUUCGCCUGCUGCAGCAGCACCCGGCCUGCCCGUGCCAGCCCAGGGCGGCACAGGAGGAAAGCGACGACGCGCCGAGCCGCCCGGAGCACAGAGCUGCACCAAGCACAGGGGUGUCUCGGCUGCCCGGAGUGCAGGGAUCGCCUAACUUGGACAGGGAGCUGAAGGACUGCUGUAAGGAGCAGGUGGUGGUUGUCCUGAGCCCCCUGAACAAGCAAGAUGUGAGCAGGACCUGCCAGACAAUCCCUACUGUGUGCAGCUCCGUCCUGAUGGCAACUCCACCACGUGCAGGUGUCCGGCCAACAUCCCCGGCAUGUGCGAACCUUAUGGACCAUAAGAUAGUGCACGCCUGCACUUAGCCUGAGCCUAAAGGUGUGCGUGGGCUAGGUGUGUAAACUACUUGUGGUUUUUACUGAGUAAAAAGAUGGGCAAGCUCUGGGACUGGGCCAGUAGCCUAUGGGUGGUUGCACCACAUAGGUAUUUUCCCAGUUACGGAGAGACUCCUGGUUUUGGCUGCAAUGGGGCUCCCAGCUGAAGAGUGGGCCUUGACGGUGGAGAGGUGGCAGUUGGUGAUGGAUCCUUGUCUUACUCUCUGCAACAUUUUGCAGUGUCGAGCUGAUACUGUGCUGCUAUUGCUCUGUCAUCACAUUGUGCAUCACAAGUAGUACUGUUUGCUGGGAUUAUAGCGCAGGCUGCUGUGCCCUUAGUAACUGUGGUGGACCUGGACCAGGACCGCCUUCCCUCUUGGCUCUGUGUGUGCGUGCAAAAACAUGUGCUCGUGUCUCCCUCUCGUGUCUGUGUGUCUGUGCAAAAAAUGUGCAUCUGCCUCUUGCGUCUGUGUGUGUGUGUGUGCGCAAAAAAUGUGUGCGUCUCCCUCUGUGUCUGUGUCUCUCUGUGUGCAAAAAGUGCACGUGUCUUGCUCUUGUGAUGCCUAUCUAUGAAUAUCUAUAUAUUUAUACAUAAUUCUAUGCAUGUGUUGUACACGUGUCAGGAGCUAAAUCUAUGUAAUCAGUCCUUCCCCUAAAAGCCAGUGGUUGGUGUGAUGCACUGAAGGCUGUUGCGCAAGAUUUGACUCAGCUUCUUUCCCAUACGUAGGGGCUGUAAUGCAGCAACCAUUGUUUUCUGUGCAGAAGGUGCACAGAAUUUCUAAGUUAAUUGCUGCCACCCUUAUCAAGGGGCCACUGUCACUGAGCCUGAUGAGCAGCAUGGCGGCUUUGAUCACCUGCAAUUCUGGUGAAGCUGGCCAUGGAGCAGAGGCAUCGAAGAGGAGGGCUCACCCUUUGCUGUCACGCGCUGUGGUGGAGGAGGGAUUUCGCUUAAGAGCCUGAGGUGUUCAGGUGGCCUCGCUGUGACAGCAAGCUGUGCCUGGCCGCUGGCCCGGCUUGUGGCCAUGGCUUGGGAACAGCCCACAGCCUGAGGCCACGCUGCAAGCCCUAAGCUGGAGGCAGGCGGCUCUUUUACUAUGUCAUAUAUAUAUGUGUGUGUGUAAUACAUGCAUAUAUGUGCACAUACAUAUGCACAGUGGAAUAAAGGAGAAUUCCAGCUCGCAAUGUUCAAAACAACUUUCUUUGCCUGAAAGGCCAAAGCAGGUGACUUAUAUACCUGUAGCUAUACAUAUCUAAUAUGUAUAUACACACACAUAUAUAAUAUAUAUACAUAAUAAUAUAUAUACAUAUAUGUGUGUAUAUCUAUAAUAAUAUAUAUACACACACACAUAUAAUGUCUGUAUAUAAAAAUAUGUACUGACCCCAAGGGACAGUAACUGGGGUGUCCAGCUGCUGAGUCCGGAUGGUCACCGCGGCUAGAAACUGGGGUCUCCACCGCGCCGGGGCCCACCCUGACAGGAACACCACAUCUCUUCCAGCAGCACCAUGCAUGGGCUGGUGGGUUGGGGACAGGAUGGGGGUCAGUAGGUGACAGCAGCUGCCAGCGCAGUCCCGAGCCAUGUCCCCGCCAGUGGGCACAGCCAGCACCACACACAUCCCCCCCCCGCGCCACUGGGCUGAUGGCUGAUGGAGGGGUCAGGUGCAAUGCCAAUAUAGGGUUAUAUAAACUUAAAAGCAUUUUAUAUAAGCCUAUUUUAUCUGCAAAUCAUUUAUAUUUAGAACACCUAUUUCUACUGGAAACACUAAAACCACAUUACAUAAGA
This is a messenger RNA of Falco peregrinus (peregrine falcon), 6364 nucleotides long. RefSeq lists its product as uncharacterized. The transcript has 7 exons. Bases 3535 to 4380 code for a protein of 281 amino acids. The record is from RefSeq and is a predicted model, not a curated record. NCBI's taxonomy places the organism in Eukaryota, Metazoa, Chordata, Aves, Falconiformes, Falconidae.